UUGGAUGACUUGAAUGCGAGGUGUGCGCAGUAUAAAAAGGACGGAGCGCAAUUUGCGAAGUGGCGUUGCGUCCUCAAGAUAGGCUCUCAUACGCCGUCGCAUAUAGCGAUGCUUGAAAAUGCAAACGUGUUGGCACGCUAUGCAAGCAUUUGUCAGCAGCAUGGCAUCGUACCCAUUGUCGAGCCCGAGAUAUUGCCCGACGGUGAUCACGACAUCGCGCGUUGCCAGAAAGUUACUGAAACUGUCCUUGGCUAUGUUUACAAGGCUUUGAAUGAUCACCAUGUGUUCCUGGAGGGGACACUGCUGAAACCGAAUAUGGUCACUCCGGGACAGGCUUGCAAAACUAAAUGCAGCCACGAAGAGAUAGGCAAAGCAACCGUCACCGCUUUGCAGCGGACGGUGCCUGUUGCAGUACCUGGUGUUGUUUUCUUGUCUGGUGGACAAUCCGAAGAAGAUGCAACGCAAAAUCUGAAUGCCAUUAAUCAGUAUAUUGGUAAGAAACCAUGGGCUCUAACGUUUAGUUUUGGUCGGGCUUUGCAAGCAACAGCAUUGGUUACUUGGAAGGGUCAGGAUGCAAAUGUACCGGCGGCGCAGACCGAGUUUCUAAAGCGAGCAAAGGCCAAUGGUUUGGCUUCGAUUGGAAAAUACUCUGGGGAAUUUGCGUCUGAUAAGGCGAAGGAGAGUUUGUUCGUCGCCGCACAUGCGUACUAA
This is a messenger RNA of Soboliphyme baturini, 711 nucleotides long. The record is from the annotation of a GenBank genome assembly. NCBI's taxonomy places the organism in Eukaryota, Metazoa, Nematoda, Enoplea, Dioctophymatida, Soboliphymatidae.